Molecule: messenger RNA, 1254 nt
Organism: Gastrolobium bilobum
Lineage: Eukaryota; Viridiplantae; Streptophyta; Magnoliopsida; Fabales; Fabaceae
Product: phosphoserine phosphatase, chloroplastic
Exons: 8
Coding region: 115-990 (291 amino acids)
Biological process (GO): dephosphorylation; L-serine biosynthetic process
Cellular component (GO): cytoplasm
Molecular function (GO): L-phosphoserine phosphatase activity; magnesium ion binding
Source: RefSeq, a predicted model, not a curated record
GAGAACGUUGAGGUUUCACUUCACCAACCCUCUCUGAUUCUCCUCACUACACAAGCGCAAGGUGCCUCAAAACGCUUCUUAGUCCCUUCAUUUGUUAAAUUCACAGAUAGUUUCAUGGAAGGGUUGGUGAGUUCUGGGAGCAACCCAGUUCGUGUUUUUGGAGGUAGAAAACACCAAUCUCGUUUUGUUCCUGUGUCUACGCUGCAUCUGAGGAAGAGUGUCUGUGGAAUUAGAAUUGGGGUCAUGAAGAAGCAGUGUUCACCGUUCCUUGUGUCUGCUUCUGCUUCUGUUGUGGGCCAUUUUGAGAACACGCUUCCUUCAAAAGAGGUUCUUGAGCUUUGGAGAAAUGGUGAUGCUGUGUGCUUUGAUGUGGAUAGCACUGUGUGCCUGGAUGAAGGUAUUGAUGAGUUCGCUGAAUUCUGUGGAGCUGGAAAGGCUGUAGCCGAAUGGACUGCUAGAGCAAUGGGUGGUUCUGUUCCUUUUGAGGAAGCCUUGGCUGCUAGGCUAUCUUUGUUCAAACCUUCUUUAUCUCAACUUCAGAAUUUUCUUGAGCAAAAGCCCCCAAGGCUUUCCCCUGGCAUUGAAGAGUUAGUCCAGAAGCUAAAGGCUAAUCACAAGCAUGUUUAUCUGAUCUCUGGGGGCUUCAGACAAAUGAUCAAUCCUGUUGCGUCAAUACUCGGGAUUCCACAAGAGAAUAUUUUUGCCAAUCAACUACUUUUUGGAAGCUCUGGAGAGUUUACGGGGUUUGAUAAAAAUGAGCCUACUUCAAGGAGCGGAGGAAAAGCUACUGCAGUCCAACAAAUCAGGAAGGCUCAUGGAUACAAAGCAUUAACCAUGGUGGGGGAUGGUGCAACUGAUUUUGAGGCUCGUGGACCAGGUGGUGCCGACUUGUUCAUUUGCUAUGCGGGAGUUCAACUUCGAGAAGGUGUUGCUACGAAAGCUGAUUGGCUAGUUUUCAAUUUUAAAGACCUCAUAAGUUCGUUGGGGUAACUUCAUUUUUUUUCGUUUCUUUCCUUUUGAGUCUACAUGAUAAGUGUCCUAUUUUUGAAGUUAUGAUACACAUCUAUAAUAUUAAGUGGAUUAUAGAAUUCUGAUCAAACAAACCCGGCAAAUGACCAUUUCGUUUGUCUUUUUACUAAUUGCCAAUAGGUAAAAUAGGUUUAUUCUUCGUUCAUCGGCUUUUUUUUUGGUGUCGUUUUAUUUGUGCAGAUGCUAUUGCAUUGCUUUUGUAAGUUCCAAUACACUUCAAUAAUA